Molecule: messenger RNA, 2751 nt
Organism: Hibiscus syriacus
Lineage: Eukaryota; Viridiplantae; Streptophyta; Magnoliopsida; Malvales; Malvaceae
Exons: 6
Coding region: 1-2751 (916 amino acids)
Molecular function (GO): zinc ion binding; nucleic acid binding
Source: RefSeq, a predicted model, not a curated record
AUGUUGGUAGAUCCUUCGUUUCCGUUCUUAGCUCUUCAUCUUCUACUGCUUGGACUUGUUCUGGAUGCAGUGCGACAGCUGCAUCUUCUCGACUGUCGUUUAGCUUGGUUUCAAGCAACUGAAUUGGAACCCUGUAACGCCGCCUCAAUCCCGUCUUCAAUCAACAACUCAUCCACUUCUGUAGGGGUCACCUUCGUUGUCUUCAGCAAUUCCUCGAUCUCCGUGAACCGUGGCUGCUCUGUUAUCCCGAGGAACACAAGUGAUCUGUCCAUGAUGAACGGCUCUAGUGAUAACCAUCCGGGUGACCAACCACCAAAUUUGCAAAUGCAAGCCAUUACACGUGAGAUACAAAGGAUGAUAAGGGCUGAACUUGAGACUCUACAUUCUAGAAUGGAUAAGAUUGAAGGAGAAUCCCAAAUGCAUCAUAAUGAAGAGAUUAAUGAUGAAAACGAAAUUGACCAACCUCUAAGACCAAAUCAGAGACAUGGACGUACACUUGAUGAUAAUUUGGCUAAUAUAAAAGUUGCGAUUCCAUCUUUUCAGGGACGAACAGAUCCCGAUGCAUAUUUGGCAUGGGAGAGUAAAGUUGAGCAUGUUUUUGAGUGUUAUAAUUACUCGGAACAAAAGAAGGUUCGUUUGGCAGCAAUGGAGUUUGUUGAUUACGCUCUCAUUUGGUGGGAUCAAUUGCUGAUCAGUAGACGAAGAACCGGUGAGGGUCCAAUAAACAAAUGGACAGAAAUGAAGCGAAUCAUGAGGAAAUGGUUUGUUCCAUUUCAUUAUCAACGUGAUUUAUUUCAGAAGUUACAAAACUUGAAACAGGGUAAUCAAAGUGUUGAAGAUUAUUUCAAGGAAAUGGAAAUGGCCAUGAUGCGUGCAAACAUGGAGGAAGAUAAAGAAGCAACUAUGACACGUUUUCUUGCAGGGUUAAAUUUUGAAAUUGCUAACGUUGUUGAGUUACAGUAUUAUGUCGAGUUGGAUGACAUGGUGCAUAUGUCCAUCAAAAUUGAAAGACAACAGCGUAGAAAGUCUUCUUACCGAGGUAAUACUCCUUCUAAAGUUUCCUUUAAUCCAUCUGUUACUCCUAAUAAUGUUAGGAAGCAAGCACCAUUUAAGAUUAAGGAAAGAGCAGAAACGAGUAGUCCAAAACCUCCCAUUGUUGAAAAUAGACGUGGAAAGCAACAGAUACAAACAGAACGCACAAGAGACAUCCAAUGUUUCAAAUGCCUUGGUAGAGGGCAUGUUGUAAGUCAGUGUCCUAACCGAAGGACAAUGAUGACACGAGUGAAUGGGGAAAUAGAGUCCGAAUCUGACAAUGAUGAGCAAGACACCCCCUUGGUGGACGAUGAUGAAGAUGACGACCAAGUACAGACUUAUGCAACUGGAGAAGCACUUGUGGUUAAAAGAAGCUUGAAUGCACAACCAAUCCGAGAUGAGCAACAGCGUGAGAACAUCUUUCACACAAGAUGUCUUGUGAAUGACAAGGUAUGUGUUGUGAUUAUUGAUAGCGGUAGUUGUACUAACGUUGCAAGUACUGUUAUGGUUGACAAACUAGGUCUGAAGACGACAAAGCAUCCCAAUCCAUACAAACUACAAUGGUUAAAUGAUGCUGGAGAAUUAAGGGUCACCAGACAAGUUCUUGUACCAUUUUCCAUUGGAAAAUACAAGGAUGAAGUAAUGUGUGACGUUGUGUCGAUGGAUGCCACUCAUUUAUUAUUGGGACGUCCAUGGCAGUUUGACAAGAAGGUAAUGCAUGAUGGUUUCACAAAUAGAUAUUCGUUUGUGAAUGCAGGAAAACAAAUUACCUUAGCCCCUUUGACACCAAGUCAAGUACAAGAAGAUCAAGUUCAUCUGAAGAAGAACAACGAAGAAGCAAAGGGGAAGAAAAAGAUAAACGUUUAUGCGAGCAGAAAAGAAAUCAGGAAAUGUCUUUCCUCUCAACAAUCUUUACUCAUUUUAAUGUAUAAAGAGCAUUGUUUGUUGGCUGAAAUUCCCCCUGAUUUACCUAUAUCUAUUGCAUCUCUUUUGCAAGAUUUUGAAGAUGUGUUUCCUGAAGAAAUCCCAGAUGGAUUACCACCAAUUAGAGGAAUUGAACAUCAAAUUGAUUUCAUUCUUGGAGCUACCAUUCCAAAUAGACCAGCCUAUCGGAGUAAUCCCGAUAAAACAAAGGAGUUACAGAAACAAGUCAAAGUGUUGUUGCACAAAGGAUACAUUCAAGAAAGUUUAAGUCCUUGUGCUAUCACUAUCAAAUAUAAGCAUCCUAUACCUCGAUUGGAUGAUAUGCUUGAUGAACUUAAUGGAGCCAACAUAUUCUCCAAAAUUGAUUUGAAAAGCGGCUACCAUCAGAUUAGGAUGAAGGAAGGAGAUGAGUGGAAAACCGCAUUUAAGACAAAACAAGGUUUCAUUGUUAGUUCACAGGGACUAGCAGUUGAUCCGGAAAAGAUUAAGGCAAUUCAAGAAUGGCUAGAACCAGUCAACGUAAGUCAAGUUCGAAGCUUUCAUGGAUUAGCCAAACAAGAUGAAGCAUUUAAGGAACUCAAGGAUUAUUUGACAAAGGCUCCCUUAUUAGCCUUGCCAAACUUUGAGAAGACAUUUGAAGUUGAAUGUGACGCCUCCGGAAUUGGGAUUGGUGCUGUUUUGAGUCAAGAAGGAAAACCAAUCGCUUACUUUAGAGAAAAGCUAAAUGAUGCAACUUUGAAUUAUCCCGUCUAUGACAAGGAGAUGUAUGCACUCAUUCGAACAUUAAAGACUUGA